Messenger RNA from Tuber melanosporum (Perigord truffle), 1531 nucleotides. RefSeq lists its product as uncharacterized. The record is from RefSeq and is a predicted model, not a curated record. Gene Ontology annotation, molecular function: RNA binding; pseudouridine synthase activity. The coding region runs from base 1 to 1452 and encodes 483 amino acids. NCBI's taxonomy places the organism in Eukaryota, Fungi, Ascomycota, Pezizomycetes, Pezizales, Tuberaceae. Gene Ontology annotation, biological process: tRNA pseudouridine synthesis; mRNA pseudouridine synthesis. The transcript has a single exon. Gene Ontology annotation, cellular component: nucleus; cytoplasm.
AUGUCUAGAAUUAAAGUAAUACAUCCCAAAAAGCCCAAGCGAAAAUUCGAUCCCUCUUUAUACUCUACCCGACAUAUUGCCUUGCGGAUAGCGUAUCUGGGAGGGAAUUACACGGGUUUUGAGUAUCAUGCGAAUAGCCCCAACACCACAAACACCAUCGAAGAGCACAUAUUUAAAGCAUUAUUAAAGGCUCGGUUAGUACCCUGCAACGGUAUUGAGGGUGAGGAGGAAACAGUGCUUGGAUGGCCCGGUGAUGAAGUAGCCGAGUAUUCGAAAUGCGGUAGAACCGAUACAGGAGUCUCCGCCUUUGGACAGGUAAUUGGUGUUCGAGUACGCAGCAACAGGCCGCUGCCAAAGAAACCUACCGAUGACGUUGCAGAAGAGGGCGGUGAAGAGGGGAAAGAGAAGACUGAAUUUGACGAUGAAAAGGAUGAACUUCCAUAUCCACAGAUUCUAAACCGACUGCUUCCGAAAGACAUUAGAGUUCUGGCCUGGUGUCCACAUCCCCCACCCACAUUUUCCGCUCGGUUCAACUGCCAACAAAGACACUACCGCUACUUCUUUACAAACCCCGCCAUAGUGCCCUCACCAAACUCUACGGUCGGAAACCUAGACAUAGACAAGAUGCGUGAAGCCGCAAAACUCUACGUUGGCGACCACGAUUUCAGAAACUUUUGCAAACUCGACGCAAGUAAGCAAAUCACCCGCUUCGACCGGGUAAUCCACCACGCAGAUAUCGUCGAGCUACCGCAAUCCUCACCAAACAACAAUCCAAAAGUAUACUACUUUGAGCUCCAUGGGUCGGCAUUCCUCUGGCACCAAGUUCGGCACAUGAUUGCCAUCUUAUUCUUGAUCGCUCAGGGGCUAGAGCAACCUAGCCUGGUUACCGAAAUGCUGGACAUCUCCAAAAACCCUCGGAAGCCAAUGUACGAUAUAGCCAACGACAGAGCCCUCGUUCUCUGGGAUUGCAUCUUCCCGGACGGGAUGCUGCAAUGGUUGUAUGCACGCGGAACCGGGCUAGAAGGUCGCGACGAACUCCUUGAUGACGUCUGGUCUAGUUGGCAUAAAUCUAAGAUCGACGAGAUACUAACGAAUGGAUUGAUGAAGAUUGUUUCCAUAAAUGGAGACCCGACCUCAAAUCCCGCGCUCCAGAGCGCGCCUCCGAUGCUUUGUUUGGGGGAACUUCCUGCAACUGCCCAGGCAAUGGGGGUAGCAAAGAGGAAAGCCAAGGGCAGGUCACAGAUCCUGGUCGAGGGCGGCCACGAGCCGUUGUUUAGGGGGAUGUAUAUCCCAGUCUUGGAGAGAAAACGAAUGGAUGACAUCGAGGUUAUCAAUGCGAGAUAUGUGGAGAAGAAGGGCGAUUGGCAGGAGAAUAGGAAGAAGAGGGAGGCGAAGAGGAAGGCAGCCGGUGUCUCUGAGGAGGAAAUUAUGCGAACGAGUGAGAGCUUAUGAUGAACCCCAACCAUCUGGGCAUAUAUCGUUCGGUGGGUUUUGGGGUACAUAAUUGGCCUGUAAAUAUAAAUUAGAGUGA